UGUUUCAACAGUUUCGCCAACAUAACGGACGGUGUUUUGACAUGUAAAGUUGAAGUUUCCGGUUUGUUUUCGCUCGCUCGCUGUUGUGGAGUGUGAAGGGGAAAGAUUUUGCUUUAUUGUGGAAUUAUAAUUUAUAUCUACAGUUAUUAUUACACACAUUACAGUUAUUAUUAAAUAUAAGAUUUUAAACAUUUGACGAAGAUGGCUAAGAAAAAUAUCGAAGACGUGGAUUUAUAUGCCAUUCUUGAUCUUCAAAUCACUGCUACAGAAUCAGAGAUCAAAAAGGCUUAUCGUAAGAAAGCCCUCCAAUGCCAUCCAGACAAGAACCCAGAUGAUCCAAAAGCUGCUGAGGCAUUCCAUGAACUGUCACGGGCAUUAGAAAUACUUACUGAUGCAUCAGCAAGGGCUGCAUAUGACAAAGUACUAAGAGCUAAAGCCGCUGCGAAAUUACGACACCAAGAAUUAGACAGUAAAAGGCAAAAAUUAAAAGAUGACUUAGAAAGGCGAGAAAGAGAGGCAGCGUCAGGAAAAGACAGCAAUCUAACAGAUGAGCAAAAACUAGCUAAAGAAAUUGAACGACUUCAGAAAGAAGGCAGUCGUCUUCUUCAAGAAGAACAGCAAAGGAUGAAAGAAGAAAUAAAAAAGGGUAAAGAAGCUGUAUGGGAACCCAGUUUGAACAGAAUAAAAAUCAAAUGGAAAGCUGAGAAAAACGACCCUAACAAUGGCGGUUAUGAUGAAGCUACUCUUAGGAAAUUCCUGAAGAAAUAUGGCGACAUAGUAGCACUUAUAGUUUCUCCUAAGAAAAAAGGUAGUGGUUUGGUUGAAUUUGCUACAAAAGAAGCUUCUGAAAUGGCUGUUGAUUUUGAAAAAGGUUUACCAGAAAACCCACUAACAUUAAAAUGGAUGAAUGAAAGGCCUGUUCUCAUUACCAAGAAAGACCCCUCAGGAUCUUCAUUGAUCUCUGACAGGGAUUACGAAUCAGUUGUUUUGACUAAAAUGAGACAAGCAGCAGAAAGGCAAAGAUUAAUAGAAGAAAUGUUGAGAGAAGAACAGGAAGGUGGAUGAAAUAAAAAAUAAUUUAAUGAU
Molecule: messenger RNA, 1086 nt
Organism: Pectinophora gossypiella (pink bollworm)
Lineage: Eukaryota; Metazoa; Arthropoda; Insecta; Lepidoptera; Gelechiidae
Gene: DnaJ-15
Product: dnaJ homolog subfamily C member 17
Exons: 3
Coding region: 202-1065 (287 amino acids)
Biological process (GO): spliceosomal complex disassembly
Cellular component (GO): spliceosomal complex
Molecular function (GO): RNA binding
Source: RefSeq, a predicted model, not a curated record